This is a messenger RNA of Patiria miniata (bat star), 2245 nucleotides long. It is a transcript of the gene prdx4, whose product is annotated as peroxiredoxin-2-like. Lineage: Eukaryota; Metazoa; Echinodermata; Asteroidea; Valvatida; Asterinidae. Bases 23 to 802 code for a protein of 259 amino acids. Gene Ontology annotation, molecular function: thioredoxin peroxidase activity. The transcript is spliced from 6 exons. Gene Ontology annotation, cellular component: cytosol; endoplasmic reticulum. The record is from RefSeq and is a predicted model, not a curated record. Gene Ontology annotation, biological process: response to oxidative stress; cell redox homeostasis; hydrogen peroxide catabolic process.
UUCUACUCAAGGCACCCGACUGAUGUACUGCUGUUCACGAUCCAACAUGGCGUCCUUUGUGUCGUAUGCUUCAGUUUUCGCGUGGAGUUUUCUUCUGUUGUUUGCCGUUUCGUCGCUGGCUGGCGCCGAUGAAGCUUGCUACAGCUACGGAGGGGGACAUGUUUACCCUGGGGAGGGUUUGAGAUCGUCUGAACACGCUGUGCACUGGAGCAAAGUGCAAAUUUCCAAGCCAGCUCCAUCUUUUGAAGGCACAGCUGUUGACAACGGUGAAUUCAAGGAGUUGAAGUUGACCGACUACAAAGGCAAAUAUCUGGUCUUGGUCUUCUACCCUCUGGAUUUCACUUUUGUCUGUCCCACUGAGAUCAUUGCUUUCAGCGACCGGAUCAGCGAGUUUAAAGACAUCAACACGGAGGUGGUGGCAAUAUCUGUUGACUCCCAGUUCACCCACUUGGCAUGGAUAAACACCCCAAGGAAACAGGGCGGACUUGGACCAAUCGCAAUCCCCCUUUUAUCUGACUUGACACACCAGAUAUCUAAGGAUUACGGCGUUCUAUUGGAGGAUUUAGGCCAUACGCUCAGGGGCUUGUUUAUUAUAGAUGACAAAGGGGUUUUACGCCAGAUUACCAUGAACGAUUUGCCGGUCGGCCGAUCGGUUGACGAAACGCUACGGUUGGUGCAGGCGUUCCAGUACACGGACAAAAACGGUGAAGUGUGUCCUGCCGGCUGGAAGCCAGGCAGUGCCACGAUCAUUCCCAAUCCAGAGGAUAAACUCAAGUAUUUCAGCAAACAGAAUGACCAAUAGUUGCUUCAGGACUUCAACCCACUGGAAGGGGCACAGCCAUUUAUGUUGAUGAGCUAGACUUGCUACAAGUACAAGUCUAGCUGAAGUCUUUGGUUCUUUUUUAUGAUUUGGGGAUUCGUUUUGAAAAAAAAAAACAUCUUUUUUCAUUUCAUUUUGUAGCAUGCAAAAAACUUUUAUUCUAAAAAUAUCAAAUUCAUUGGUGUUGUAGUAAAACAAAACAAACCCCAAAAAACUUGAAAAGCUUUUGAGAGAUUUAUGGUAUGUUUUCCAUUUGCCAUUGGACAUAAUUUAGUCGUUUUAAGCUUUGUACCAGUAUUGUAAGAAUCGUUGUUGAAUUUGAGGUUUUCUUUCUUUGCCUGUACAUGUAACUUGGGUUUUGCAAGAGUGUUUAUUUUGCUUGCUUGGAAUUUCAUGGUCUCGGAAACUUGACUUCACACUUGUAUAAUUACACUUAGUGUAGAUAAAAUUGAACAAAUCAUUGUGAUUUUCAUGUUAUUUUGAUUGUUUAUUCAAUUACAUUUUGAGCUUAUGAAGUACUUUUUCCUUUCAUAUCUGAAGUUUAAAUUUUGAUAUUUUUUCGUUGUGAGUUAAAUAUUUGUAGUUGUAUUUGGUCGUAGUGGUGAAAUUUUUGGAACUCUGGUAGAGGACAGACUACAUGUACUUUUUUUUUGUCUGUCUGAAGUUUUCCUUUUUUUCUGAUUAAAGUACUUUUGGUGUUGGUCUUAUUCUAUUGCAUUACCCAUAUCGGUAAGAUCUGCUAAAUGCUGGAGUUAGAAUUCGAACGAACGGCCAACUUUCUGUGAAAAAGAAAUGACGUCAUGAUCACAGGAAAAAAAAUAAUGUCAUCCACUGAAAUCGGCAUUCACUCCUUUAAACAGGUCAUAAAGGGCUUGACCAAAUAUAACAAAGUCCAUACGGAAGGUAUCUAUCAUAAUUGUUGACUUGCUCCAACAAAAUGAUUAUUAAGUAAAACUUACAGACUCCGGUAUUUCUUCAUGUAUUUGAAAUACAAAUUAUUUCUGUGAAUCGAUGUUCCGGUGGGAAUGUUAGUUGCUAAAUAAGGAAAUAUUCAGACUAAAAAGUGACAAUUUUUACUUAAUUUCAAUGGCACAUUUCAUGCCAAAGGUCGGACAUUCAAAACCGGCUAUGGUCGACUUUGGCCUCGUUUUGUUGGAUCAAGUUGCAGUCUGUGCUGAGCCAAGCCUAUCGUCUACAGUAUUUACUUUUAGGGUUGAAAGUUCACUGUGUUUGGAACGCUGGUAAUAAUAUGGUACAUCAAAUGAACUGGUGAUAAAAUUGAGCAUUUUAAGAGUUCUUUUUCGUGUGUCAGUCACAUAAAAGGCAAUAUAUUCAACAUUUCCUAUAAAUCUGUAGCGUGCAUGUAUGCAAGAAUAUUUCUGAUGCAAGCAAUAAACGUACUUAAAACCUUGCAAUUUUCAUUCA